Molecule: messenger RNA, 2693 nt
Organism: Callorhinus ursinus (northern fur seal)
Lineage: Eukaryota; Metazoa; Chordata; Mammalia; Carnivora; Otariidae
Gene: GRB7
Product: growth factor receptor bound protein 7
Biological process (GO): signal transduction
Source: RefSeq, a predicted model, not a curated record
GAGCCGCGGGGCAGGGGAGGCCGUUGGGGAAGCGUCGGCUUGCACUUGUAGUGUUGGGGGGACUGAUAGAUUUGGGGGGUCGGUUUCUUCAACAGAAGCUUUCCCUAGGGCCCCCGUUUGAAAGGUUCAGGUCUCUUGGGAGGGUGUUCCCCGGGCCCCACAGGUGGGACCCGUUCUCCUCCCAUCCCAUCUAUUUGGAUCUAACCGCCCCCCUCUUCUUUUGCCUUAGAAGGGUCUGGAGGGCAAGGUGGAGGGAUCGAAAGGCCAAACCCAAGUCUUCAGUGGCCCUCCAGCCGUCUGAGGCCGGACUCUGUAAUCUGAUUCUGAUUUAAAUCUGCUGCCGACUCCCUGCCCAAACACUGCCCCAUUCCUCUUCCCUCUGGGAUGGAGUGGGACCCGGCUUUUGGUCUCUGGCUUCCUCUCUGGCUUCUCGGCAGCCCCCCAGGCUCCCUGGAGUGAAGUCACCAGGGCUGGUGGCCAGAGGGUGGAUGGGAUAGGAGCGGGGACAUCGUGUCUUGCUGUUGAUGUUCACUGGUGGGUGUGUCCUGCCGGCCCCCCCCCCCAGGACCCUGAGCCCCACCCCUGCCGCUCCCGCCUGGCCUUUCCUCCUGUCUGUCUGUGUCUGUCCUCUAGGGUGUCUCGCUACUCCUGCGCCUGCAGUACGCCUCUGGCCAGGACACCCCAGAGAGUGUGUUGGGAGGACGUCAUCCCCCAGGGUUGACUUAGCCGAGUCCUCUGCGCCCACUGAGGCCUGGGUGCUAGGGGUGGGCAGCAGCCGCAGAAUGAAAACCUGAUGUUAUGGAGCUGGGUCUGUCUCCACCUCAUCUCAGCAGCUCCCCAGAAGACCUGUACUUGGCCCCUGGGACCCCUCCUGGGACUCCCCCGCCUCCCGAUGCCCCUCUGCCUGGGGAGGUGAAGAGGUCCCAGCCUCUGCCCAUUCCGACCAGCAGGAAUCUUCUUCGAGAGGAGGAGCUGCGGGCAACCUCUCUACCCUCCAUCCCCAACCCCUUCCCUGAGCUCUGCAGUCCUCCUUCACAGACCCCCAUUCUUGGGGGGUCCUCCAGUGCAAGAGGGCUGCUCCCUCGAGACACCAGCUGCCCCCAUGUAGUGAAGGUGUACAGUGAAGAUGGGGCCUGCCGGUCUGUGGAGGUGGCGGCGGGCGCUACGGCUCGCUACGUGUGUGAAAUGCUGGUGCAGCGAGCUCAUGCCCUGAGUGAUGAAAGCUGGGGGCUGGUGGAGUGCCACCCCCAUCUAGCACUGGAGCGGGGCUUGGAGGACCAUGAGUCCGUGGUAGAAGUGCAGGCUGUCUGGCCCAUUGGUGGAGACAGCCGCUUUGUCUUCCGGAAGAACUUCGCCAAGUAUGAACUGUUCAAGAGCUCUCCACAAUCACUGUUCCCAGAAAAGAUGGUCUCCAGCUGUGUGGACACACCGACAGGCAUAUCCCACGAAGACCUCAUCCAGAACUUCCUGAAUGCAGGCAGCUUCCCAGAGAUCCAGGGCUUUCUGCAGCUGCGGGGGUCCGGACGGAAGCUUUGGAAACGCUUCUUCUGCUUCCUGCGCCGCUCUGGCCUCUAUUACUCCACCAAGGGCACCUCCAAGGAUCCAAGGCACCUGCAGUAUGUAGCAGACGUGAACGAGUCCAACGUGUAUGUGGUGACCCAGGGCCGCAAGCUGUAUGGGAUGCCCACCGACUUUGGCUUCUGUAUCAAGCCGAACAAGCUUCGAAAUGGCCACAAGGGGCUUCGGGUCUUCUGCAGCGAGGAUGAGCAAAGCCGCAGCUGCUGGUUAGCAGCUUUCCGCCUCUUCAAGUAUGGGGCGCAGCUGUAUAAGAAUUAUCAGCAGGCACAGUCUCGCCACAUGCGUCCAUCCUGUGUGGGUUCUCCACCUUUGAGGAGUGUCUCUGAUAACACCCUGGUGGCCAUGGACUUCUCUGGCCAUGCUGGGCGUGUCAUCGAGAACCCCCGGGAAGCUCUGAGUGCAGCCCUGGAGGAGGCCCAGGCCUGGAGGAAGAACCACCGUCUCAGCCUGCCCACCCCAGGCUCAGGCACGAGCCUCAGUGCAGCCAUCCACCGCACCCAACCCUGGUUCCACGGACGCAUUUCCCGAGAGGAGAGCCAGCGGCUCAUCGGGCAGCAGGGCCUGGUAGACGGCCUGUUCCUGGUCCGAGAGAGUCAGCGCAACCCACAGGGCUUUGUCCUCUCCCUGUGCCACCUGCAGAAGGUCAAACAUUAUCUUAUCCUCCCGAGCGAGGAGGAGGGCCGCCUCUAUUUCAGCAUGGACGACGGCCAGACUCGCUUCACCGACCUGCUGCAGCUCGUGGAGUUCCACCAGCUGAACCGUGGCAUCCUGCCCUGCUUCCUGCGUCACUGCUGUACUCGCGUGGCCCUCUGACGGCCGCUCCCAGCGUGGCCCCGGAGGUGCAGAAGCUCGCCGAGGAUCGGAGCGCACCCCUGCUCCAGAGAGAGUUUCUGCUUUGCUCCUUUGCCUCCCCCUCAGGCAGAAAGAUUCCCCACCCCCCACCUCUUUCCUCAAGAAAAGGCCCUGGGGGUGGCCCUCCCCUCCGUGGAGCUCCUGGGCACUGCCCUGCGGCAGGGCAUUGUGGGAGAAAUGGGGGCUGCCCAGGUGGUCUGAUGCCCCACACUUUGUACAGACUGAGAGGCCAGUUGAUCUGCUCUGUUUUAUACGAGUGACAA